Messenger RNA from Botrytis byssoidea, 732 nucleotides. RefSeq lists its product as uncharacterized. The record is from RefSeq and is a predicted model, not a curated record. The transcript is spliced from 2 exons. Bases 121 to 582 code for a protein of 153 amino acids. Lineage: Eukaryota; Fungi; Ascomycota; Leotiomycetes; Helotiales; Sclerotiniaceae.
GAGCUUCAUUUCUUACGUCUAUUCUCUACACUCAUUCAUUCACUCACUGCCGGCCAGUACCCCUGUUAGAUUUCUAAACUUUAUUAUUCUUUGUUUCACAUACACUUCACUUCAAUCAUCAUGCAUACUCCAUCCAUCAAUAUUUUGCUCGCCGUGGGCCUUCUAUUCUCCACCCCGUUCACAUCGGCUCUUACUAUCCCUUCUAUCGAGAAGAAGUCUAUCGCUGGUACGGGCAUAGAAUCCAUCGAGACUCGUGACAUUCCUGUUCUCAUCAAUCGUCAUCACACCGAGGCCCAGAUCGCAGCCAAGGGGUCAAAGGCAAAAGGAAAGGGACAACGCGAUGUUUUGGAGAGAGAAGCACAUCACACCGAAGCACAGAUUGCUGCCAAGGAAGCCAAGGCUGGGAAAAAGAAUGGACGCGACGUUGUAACCAGACAUCAUACCGAAGCACAAAUCGCUGCUAAGAAGGCCAAAGCUUCUAAGAAUCAACGCAAUGUUACCAUCAAGGAGCGCGAGCCUCAUCAUACCGAAGCACAGAUUGCCGCUAAGCAAGCCAAAGCUGGUAAAGCCAAGGGACAGUAAAUUUAGCUGGAUUAAUGUAUAUCAUUGGACUGUGUCCAAUGAUUGGAUAGACGGGAAUCUGAGAAAUUUUAUUGUAUCUCAUUAUAGGUGUACAUGAAUGGGCAUUUCGGAAAGAUGGGGUACUAGUGUCGUUAUAUAAUCAUAAAAAAC